Messenger RNA from Gryllus bimaculatus (two-spotted cricket), 909 nucleotides. Lineage: Eukaryota; Metazoa; Arthropoda; Insecta; Orthoptera; Gryllidae. The record is from the annotation of a GenBank genome assembly.
AUGAUCCGAUAUUUAUGUUCCUCGUGUGGACUGAGAAAGUUUGUUUGCAGUUCUCAACGUUUGCUGUUGAUUAAAAGCUCCAGAUUUCGAAUAGUUCCAAUCGAGCUGUAUCCAUACCGUUGGCCCAGAAAUUGUUUUACACGUGACUUUAGUACUUGUAAUGUUGAUGUUGAAUCUUCGAAGAAAAUAGCUGGUAAACUUGGCAUAGAAGAUGAACUCUUUAUUGAUUCACUGAAGAACUGUCCAGAUUUGCUCCAUGUUUCAUCAAAUAAAUGGGAAAGCUGUUUUCGUGAACUAAUGAAUAAUGGAUUAUCUGCUGAAGAGUCGUUAUAUGUAAUAACCAAGUAUCCACCUUUGUUGCUAACUAAUGUUAAAGACUUUUCAUCUGGUUUCAAGUAUUGGAGAGGUGUAGAAUUAGGUGAGAAGAAUGUUUUAUCAUUGUUGAAAACUUGCCCCCAGUUUCUCCUUGUGCGUGGACAACAAAUAUCACUUAGAGUUGCACACCUGAAAACAGUAGGCUCUGAUAAAGCUGUUGUGAAAUUAUUGAAAAAUGCUCCACGUUUAAUGUUUGACAACUGGAAUGAUGUGUUGGCAAAACUGUCUUUUUUAAUAGACGAAAUGAGAAUUGAAAGAAAACAAGUGUUAAAGUCUUAUGCUUUGAAUCGAGACCUUCUGUUCUUGAAGAGCAGGUUUGUUUUCUUGGAGAGGUGUGGUAAAUAUGUGAAACCAAAAUUAGAUCCAGAUCCUAAUAUUCGAAGUAAAAAUCCACCAUUAAAAAGCAUUGUGGAGGAAGAUGAUGAGACAUUUAGCACUCAGAUAGCAGGUGUUACUUUAGAAGAAUACGAAGUAUUUCAAGAAUUGUAUUCUAUGGAAGUAGCAGAAUCUGAAAUGGAUUCGGACUCUGAAUAG